This is a messenger RNA of Ixodes scapularis (black-legged tick), 1600 nucleotides long. RefSeq lists its product as uncharacterized. Bases 1 to 1005 code for a protein of 334 amino acids. The record is from RefSeq and is a predicted model, not a curated record. The transcript has a single exon. Lineage: Eukaryota; Metazoa; Arthropoda; Arachnida; Ixodida; Ixodidae. Gene Ontology annotation, cellular component: sodium:potassium-exchanging ATPase complex. Gene Ontology annotation, biological process: potassium ion import across plasma membrane; intracellular sodium ion homeostasis; intracellular potassium ion homeostasis. Gene Ontology annotation, molecular function: ATPase activator activity.
AUGCGGGGGCUAUAUUUAAAACCCCUCCUCUUGUCUAACUCUCCGCAGUGUCCCUGCCUGAAAAGCCACGUGCCAUCCCCGAUGCCUUCCCCGGAAGACGUUCACCAGCUUCGCUGCUUCAACUCGUCGGAUUCCCCAAGCCGCCCCAUGGGCACAGUGUCCAACCUCAAGCUCCACGUGGGGCGGCUUUUCAAGCCCACGACACACGGGUCCGCGCCUAGCCCGUCACCCCCGUCCAGCCAGACCUCCAUCCCACCCUGGAAUCCGGCGCGCCGCAUCGUCACCUUCGUUUGUCUCGUGUCCCUCAUCUGCACCGCCAUCAUCGUCGCCGUGGUCGUUGCCGCCGUGCUCCUCUCGAAGCACGUCAUGCAAGCGCCCAGACCGCAGCGCUACCGAAAACUUCAGUUCAACGCCGCCGUAGAAGUGGUGCCCAAACCGCAGAACCUCGUGGACAGAACCAACACCAUCGUGGUCCACCGGAAGAGUCCGGCGGCCUGGCAGUCCCAGUCCCGCCAGCUCCAGAGUCUCCUAGACAGCUACAGGACCAAGGGUCCCUGCGAUCCAGGAGGCGCCUGCUCUUUUCCCGUUGGCCUGGUGAGCGAGAACUGCAGCGCCACCGACCACUUCGGCUAUAGGACCGGUGCUCCUUGCGUGGCACUGGUGUUCCGGAAGGUGCAGGACUGGACGCCACAGCCGUUCACGAAAGAAGACCUUGCCUCCCCGACGGUACCGGAGGAUGUUCGGGCCGGGUAUGAUCCGGGGUUGCUCUUCGUGAGCUGCAAGAGCGAGCACAUCAACAGGGACAUUGACAUCCGCUACUCGCCGUACCACGGGUUUCCGGUGCGGUUUUUCCCGGCCAGGGAGGGACGACUACCCCCGCUCCUCAUGCUGCACUUUCCCAAUCCGCCGCUCAAGACCGAGGUCUGGGUGACUUGCCGCUUCUGGGCUAAGAACCUGGAUCAGACCGGUAACGGCAAGCUGACUUUCAAGUUGUUUGUCAUGUGAGUCGCCCGAACGCUGUGCCUCAGAGUGGCGUGUUUGACCACGGUGAUCACCUGACUCCUUGACCGGCAACCGAUGCGAGUCUGGGUCUCAAGAGACAAUGAAUGCUCGUGUCAACGCAUUCUGUAAAACAAAUAUGCUGAUGGACUGUGCCGAAUCGCUCCUGACUCGGAGCCUCUGUUUACCAUUAGAACUCUCAGUGCUCAAAUAUGUCACGCAACUUGUUCAAGUCGUGUGCGGCAAGGUGUUGUCUAAAUGCCUGUGUUUUCAAGACUAGCAUUUUACUCUCACACCUCCGUGGGAUUCAUUAUCAGUGUCCCUACUUUCGUUUGUUGAAUAAUAGCGCGUAACUGAGGUGAACAAGAAAAAACUAGGGUCAUAUUUUUCUCGGGUAGUAGCUCGGGAUUCAUAACCGUAAAAGCUGCAGUGAAGUGAAAUAUUGAUCAUGCAGUAGUUGCAGUUUUACACCAGCAUGCAGUGGCACACUGCCGAUGGUCAAUGUAUUGGCGGCAGUCAGCCAUCAGACACAAUUUAUUCACUUUCAUUCAAAUCUUAAGCCUGAUCCCCAUGGUGCGAUUUCGCCUCCGAUUUUGCAGCU